Molecule: messenger RNA, 5907 nt
Organism: Chinchilla lanigera (long-tailed chinchilla)
Lineage: Eukaryota; Metazoa; Chordata; Mammalia; Rodentia; Chinchillidae
Product: KIAA1107 ortholog
Exons: 18
Coding region: 209-5509 (1766 amino acids)
Cellular component (GO): synaptic vesicle; neuron projection terminus
Molecular function (GO): protein binding
Source: RefSeq, a predicted model, not a curated record
GCCUGCGCACACCCUCGCGGGUCACGUGCCCGCGCCGUCUGGGGCCUGGGGACACCCCGAGGCUGUCGGGGUGCAGCCGAGGGCGAAGGCGCCGCAACCUUUCCCCGCUGAGGGCAGGUCCGGAUAGGCGCCCCGCCUCCGGUCGGAAACGCCCCCUCUUCCUCCUCGGCGGGCCGGGCGCGGCCGAGCGCCGGGCCUGCUCGCGGACAUGGCCCGCCGUAAGGAGGGCAGCGCGGGCCCCGCGGGGCUCCCGGGGCCCCCUGGAGUUUGCAGUAAGGGCUUGCAAAGGAAGGGCCCCUGUGAGCGGCGCCGGCUGAAGGCGAUGGUGUCGGAGCAGCUGAGCCAGGACCUGCUCAGGCUUUUAAGGGAAGAAAUCCAUACAGAUGUUACUUUCUCUGUAGAUUGUACUUUGUUCAAAGUACACAAAGCAGUCCUUUUAGCAAGAGUUCCUGCCUUCUAUUUUCAUAUUGUUGGACAAACAUCAAAUAAUUUAAUAAAUCAUGAGCCUAUUCCUGUGAAGAAUGUUGAUGCUUCAGAAUUUAGAACAUUUUUACAGAUUACAUAUUCAUCAAAAAAAGACAUAAAAAACUAUGAAGAGGAAAUUCUUAGUAAAAUGACAAUGGAAAACGGGAGACCACAAAAGAAACUUGAUGUUGAUUUUCAAAAGUGUAAAAAUUCUUCCGAUUUUGUUCUUCAGAAGCAUGAAAAUCCAGAAGAUGUCAGUGAUAAUUAUAGCUUGGAACCUGCCUCUGAAUUAGGAGAAGAUUUAUUGAAGCUUUAUGUGCAACGUUGUUGUCCAGAUAUUGAUAUUUAUGUUGAUGGAAAAACUUUUCAAGUCCACAGGGCCAUUUUAAGUGCCAGAUCUAGUUAUUUUGCCGCAAUGUUGAGUGGUUGUUGGGCUGAAAGCUCCCAAGAGUACAUUACUCUUCAAGGUAUAAACCAUGUAGAAAUGAAUGUUAUGAUGCAUUUUAUCUAUGGAGGAAUUUUGGAUUUUCCGGACAAAACUAAUGUUAGUCAGAUACUCAGUAUUGCUGAUAUGUAUGGACUAGAAGGAUUAAAAGAAGUAGCAGUGUACAUUUUAAGAAGAGAUUACUGUAAUUUCUUUCAAAAGCCUGUUCCCAGAACGUUGGCAUCUGUGGUUGAAUGCCUACUUAUUGCUCAUUCAUUUGGAGUGGAAAAUCUUUUUGCUGACUGCAUGAAGUGGAUCGUAAUGCAUUUUGCAAGGUUUUGGUCUGAGAGAAGCUUUGCAAAUGUACCACCCGACAUUCAGAAAAGUUGUCUUAAUAUGGUGAUCCAGUCUCUAAAUAAUAAGAAUGCUGCUUUCCUCCUGAUGGAAAGCGACAGGCUGGUCAUCAGUUUACCCAGAGUGAAGUGGACAGAAGCGGCACUGACCAUGGCAUCUCAGCUCCAAGAAGCGUGCAUUGUGUUUAUUGUAGAGAACUUCUCCAAGAUCAUUCAGAGUGAAAACUUUACUCUUCUCCUACAGUCACAAGCAAUGAGCAGCACUGCUGAUCUGUUGGACAAAAUUUUAAAAGCAGUUGAGGAAAAUAUUACCACUGAAAAUAGUUGCUCUCUUCUUAUGGCUCUGGAUGCACUGUUGAACUGUGAAAGCACAAAGGAAAUGGGUUUUACGUGCAAGAUCCAGGCUCUGCGUGAUAAGCUGUGGAUCUUCCUGGUUCAGUCUUUCUAUGCUGUCCGACACACAGAAAGCUGGAAGCUGAUAAGCACAGAUGAUCAACAGAAAAUUCAAGCAGCUGCAUUUGACAAAGGUGAUGACCGAAGACUUGGCAAAAAGCCUAUCUUCAGUAGCUCUCAGCAAAGGAGACACAUUUCUGAUUCUGGUGUUUUAAAAAACAAAUCUUGGAGAGAAAAUAACAAGAAAGAGUGUUGGAGUUAUCUCUCUACUAAUCAAAAGAUGAAAUCAGAUGGAUUAGGAGCAUCUGGACAUUCAUCAAAUGCUAAUAGAAAUAGUAUAAAUAAAACUUUAAACCAUCAUGAUUUAAAGGAAAAGGAUGGUACAAAAAUAGCAUCAAAGGUUACAAAAGGAUUGAAAACUGGGGAAAAAAACAUUUCUGGAAAUUCCAAAACUGUAACAAAGCCCAAAACAGAAAAUAAUGAUAAUGCAAAGUUGGAAAACUUGUCACCGAAAGUUGUGGAAAGAACAGCAGCACCAGUUGGACAGAAAGAUUCAUUAAAUGGAAAAGGAGUAAGAAAUCAGGAAGGGCAAGUUGCAGGUGCCAGACCCAAGGUGCUCACUGGAAACCUAAAUGUGCAACCCAAAGUAAAGCCUUUAAAAAAAGUGACAGGUAAAGAUUCUCCAUGCCUCAGCAUCACAGGACCCUCCAGCAGAUCUGCGAGUUCAAGUAUGGAAUUACUAACUUCCACUGAAUGUCUGAAUGAACCAAAACAAAAUGGAUCAAUAGGAGAAGAGAAGUCUUCUGGUCAGAAGCUAUCCUUUUAUGAUUCUUCAGGACAGACAGUGAAAAACAGUGUAGAUGGUGUCAAAACUUCUUCUGUAGCAGUAAAAUCUCGGCCUAUUUCAAGAGUUACCAAUGGGACUGCCAAUAAAAAAAGCAUUCGUGAACAAGACAAUAAUAUAAAUAAUAGUAUACUAAAGAAAGUCAGUGGCAAAAGGUGUAGUGAUCCGGUACCACAGGCAGUUUUGAAGAAAAGAAGUAAUGGCAGUGGACAGCAAAGGACAAAGAGUGCCCCAUCUAAUCUUGCUAAAACUCAAGGAUCUGAAGGAGAGUCACCACAUUCAGUAAAAUCUUCAGUCUCUUCAAAACAGUCAGGUGAAAAUGUGACGAAGCUGGAGCACAGUAUAACUACAGAUAAACAAACAUCCAAGAGAAAAAUUGUUAAGCAAGGACAUAUAAAUACUCCUAAGGCUAAUACAAAACUGGUAUCAAUACCUAAAAACCUAAAUCAGCCAAAGAUGGGUGAAACUCUGAAUAAUAAAUAUUCAAAACAAAAAACGCUUACUGGACAAGUCAUACUGAAACCUCAGUCUUCGCAAAAACAUUUAAAAAGUGAAUCACCUGUUCCCCAAAAAAGUAUCCUUCAUGAUAUACCUGAUAAUAACAACAAAGACAGUGUUUCUGAACAAAAACCUCAUGGGUCUCUAGUUAAUCUCACAUCUGAAAUCAGUGAUACAGAAGCCUUCCAGUCAUCAUGUAGACCUGACCCACAAAAACUAUUAAGCAGUCAAGAAAAAGCUAAGUUGGUGUCAGAAUGCCAAAAUAUUUCGAAGCUGGAUAAAUCAAUGAAACAUGAACUGAAAGUAAAGCAGAUUUGUUCAGAUAAAAAUGAAACCAAAUUUCCCAGUCACAAAGACAUAAAUCAUUGCAAUGCAACUAAAACAUACAGCCAUUCUGGUGGGAGUGAUACAGAUUCAAAGUUUUAUAGCAUCACUGCUCUAAAAUCCACAGUUUCGAAUAUAAAUGAAAACUCCUUAAACUCUAAUCCAGUUUGUGAUUUAGAUUCAACAAACGCAAAGCAAAUUCAUUUAAUAUCAGAUAGAGAGAAACAAGCAGAGAAAAAAGAUACAAACAAAAAAUCGAACUUGGAAUGUAUGAAAGAAGCUUUAUCUUGUGUUCCUGAAAGGACAAAUGAUACCUUAAAUUCUGUUCAGGAUGACAGAAAAUCUAAAAUUCAUAUAGGAGAAACGACAAUUCCUAAUCAAUUGUUUGAUGACUCUGCUGUGAAGGAAGACAAACAUGCUGCCACCGAUUCAAAACAACUGUCAGGAAAAACUUUUGCUAAAAAUAUGGAAAAGUCAGAAACUCCAGAGAACCUUGACACUCUAGAAGUCCCAUUCACAGGUGCCUGGAAUUUGAAUACCAGCAUGCUGCCUGCAGGAGAGAGUCCUGAGUCCGACACCGGCAGCGCUACCACAUCCUCCGAUGACAUAAAGCCUAGAUCUGAAGACUAUGAUGCCGGAGGGUCCCAGGAUGAUGACGGGUCAAACGACAGAGGUGUUUCUAAAUGUGGCACCGUGCUGUGCCGUGACUUUGUUGGAAGAAGUAGCAGCGAUACCAGUACUCCUGAAGAAUUAAAAAUAUAUGAUAGUAAUUUAAGAAUAGAAGUAAAACUGAAAAAGCAAAGUAAUCAUGAUCUUUUCCAAGUUAAUUCAACAAGUGAUGAUGAGAUUCCUAGGAAAAGGCCAGAAAUUUGGUCACGAUCUACAGUAGUCCGCCCUAGAGAGAAAGAAAACAUUCCGCGAGGCACUAUCCAGUUUACUCAGGAAAUAGAUCAGGUUUCUUCUUCAGCAGAUGAAACAGAAGAUGAAAGAUCUGAAGCUGAAAAUGCUGUAGAAAAUUUCUCUGUGAUUAAUCCAUCUCCUCAGCAGUUUCAGGGAAUAAUUAACCUAGCUUUUGAAGAUGGAACCGAAAAUGAAAGUCGUGAAUUUUCUGCAACUAAAAAGUUUAAAAGAUCAGUUUUACUUUCAGUUGAUGAGUGUGAAGAACUGGGAUCUGAUGAAGGGGAAGUUCAUGCUCCCUUUCAGCCUUCUGUAGAUUGUUUUUCACCUUCUGAUGUUUUUGAUGGUGUUUCUCAUGAACAUCAUGAAAGGACCUAUUAUCCAAGAUUUCCCCAAGGAAGUGAAGAUAGUAUUUUAAAAUGUAAACAACAAGGUAAAGGCAAUAGUACAUAUAAAACUGAAAGCACUCCCGUGGGUCUUAGUAGCAUUGACUCUUCAAGAAAAGAUAAACAGAACACUACAGCCACAGACAAAAAGAACACAUUAGAUGUCCUAUCCAAAAGAGACGGACAACUUUUUCUAGAAGAUGAAAAAGUACACAGUGGAAGAGAUAUGGAUAAUGACUUUCAGCAGUGCAACAAAUUCAUGGAUAGUGAUAUAAAAUCUCAAGGAAGACCGUGUCAUUUGGCGCUUCAUCAAAGAGAACCCAAUUCUGAGAUACCAAAGAACACCUCUGCAAAAUCUCUAGACUCCCUUCAGAGUCACAUUCUUCCUCAGGAAGGUCAAGUGAGAGAAAGCCAUUCUACAGCUACUGAGAAAGCUAAUAUUGCUUUAUCUGCAGGAGACAUAGAUGAUUGUGACACACUGGCACAAACCCGCAUGUAUGACCAUCGACCUUCAAAAACCCUCUCUCCAAUAUAUGAGAUGGAUCUAACAGAAGCAUUUGAGCAGAAAAUGGAAUCUGAAACACAUGUAACAGAUACGGAUUUUGAAGAUAGUCAACACUUUGCAAAACAAGAUUGGACACUACUAAAGCAGCUGCUCUCUGAACAGGAUUCAAACUUAAAUUUUACAAAUUCUCUUCCUGAAGACCUAAAUUUGGCACAGUAUUUAAUCAAUCAAACUCUCCUUUUAGCACGAGACAGCUCAAAACCUCAGGGUAUAGCACAUGUUGACACUUUGAACAGAUGGAGUGAACUAUCAUCUCCACUUGAUAAUUCCUCACCAAGUAUUACCAUGGCUAGUUUUUCCUCUGAAGAUUGUUCACCUCAAGGAGAAUGGACAAUUCUGGAGCUAGAAACUCAGCAUUAAAAGUCUUAACAAUUUGGAAAAUUUAAACUGUGCCAUCCCUAUAUUUUUUGAUGUCUAUAUUAUAUCUAAAUUAUAAUUGCAGUAGACAGAUAUAAACUGACCUUAAUACUGAGGAAGUUUUCCAGUUUAUUGAGGUAGACAUAGUUUAUUAAUAUGAUGUCACAUGUAGAAAAAGUGUUUUUCUAAAGUUUUUGAGCAUGUUUUCUAUAAUUAUUAGAAAAAUUAGAAGAUUCAUGAGGAAACCCUUACCUCAGUUUUCCUUUCCUCCCUGAUCAUUUGUUCACUUAUUAUUCAAGAAUUUAAAGUAGGAAUGCACAAGUAAAUCAUUCCCUCUACCCCCUUUUGCUCUGCAUAUGGUACCCUAGUAAUUUAACAAUAAAAAACUUGGUAUGCUUGUG